UAAUAAUAAUAAUAACAGUAAUAGUCUCUCUGGGUGGCCCCAAAUCCAAGCCAUAGGCCUUUUUGACUUUUUCUUCAGGAUUCGGGUUUCUAUUUAAAUCCCCCUCUAACUUCAACUUUCUUCAUCGUCCAUCAAUUAGAGUCUCCAAAAUCUGCCGAGGCAUUUGAUUGUUUGGUUGAAGACAAAGGUGAAUCCAUGGCGGCUACAGGUCUUCUACUGGGUUUAAUACUUGUUUUGGGUUGCUUUUCAGAGAUUUGUGUUGCCACCAUCUCUUUCUCUUCGUUGCAAACAACACUUGUUGUCACUGUUUCUCAUCCACGACGACUUCUUAGAGCUGGGGAAGACAAAAUAACAGUGAGAUGGGGGCUGAACCAGAGUCUCCCAGCAGGGACCGACUCGGCCUAUAAGACAAUCAAGGUUCAGUUAUGCUACGCACCCAUUAGCCAGGUUGACCGCGCCUGGAGGAAAACCGAGGAGCAUCUUUCCAAAGACAAAACUUGCCAAUUCAAGAUCGUUAAAAUGCCCUACACCACCGGCAACCAAACUUUGGAAUGGACCAUUGAGCGAGACGUGCCGACUGCCACAUACUUCGUCCGAGCCUACGCACUGGACGCCAAUGAUCACGAAGUGGCUUACGGUCAAAAUACUGAUGCCAAAAAGACUACCAACCUCUUCGAAAUCCAGGCCAUCAGCGGACGCCAUGUCUCGCUCGAUAUCGCAUCCGUUUGCUUCAGCGUUUUCUCCAUCGUUUCCUUGAUGGGCUUCUUCUUUGUGGAGAAAAGAACAGGAAGAAAGGCUCAACAGUAGUUGAUGAAACAUGCAAAGCAAAUCAAACUUUCAAAUGUGUAAUUUAUAUGUUUCUUGUUUAAGACGGUGUGUAUUAUUAUUAUUAUAAGCUUUCAAAGCACAGAGACAGUAUGUCAUAUUGAAACCUUGAACUCAUACAUUCCACAAAA
This is a messenger RNA of Gossypium arboreum, 956 nucleotides long. Its product is annotated as high-affinity nitrate transporter 3.1-like. The transcript has 2 exons. The coding region runs from base 196 to 807 and encodes 203 amino acids. Gene Ontology annotation, cellular component: plasma membrane. Lineage: Eukaryota; Viridiplantae; Streptophyta; Magnoliopsida; Malvales; Malvaceae. The record is from RefSeq and is a predicted model, not a curated record. Gene Ontology annotation, molecular function: nitrate transmembrane transporter activity. Gene Ontology annotation, biological process: nitrate transmembrane transport; response to nitrate.